CCCCUCUUGGCUGUGAGGUAUGCAACAUUCAAGUGUUUUAUCAGAAAGAGAAAAAAAACCCACCCACAAUUCGUCGUGUUGCUGUUUGCUGAAGGAGCCCGGUUGUCCGCGUUGAGUCUGUUUUCUUAUGGCCAUGGGGGGCAGGAGCCCGUUACUGCUGGUGAUUCCUCUGUCAAUGACUUUUGGGAGAGCUGCUGCUCUUGCAGAGCCGGAGAUCUGUUACGUGCUGGAUGGUAUCCUGUUUUUGUACGGCAUCAUCCUGACAGCUCUCUACUGUAGAAUCAAGGUCAUGAAUGCUCGGGAGGCUGAAGCUGGGAAACCAAAGGCCAAGAAGCCUGUCGAAGAGAGCAUCUAUACGGGUCUGACUCCUCACGCCCAAGACACAUAUGAAACUAUUGGCAUGAAGAAGUGACGUGAUGAAGUGAUUCAGUGAUUUGUAUUUAAAUAUUGCAUAUCUUUCCCUGCUUGUAUUUUGAGAGAAUGUGAGAUUGUGUACACCAGUGUUCAUUUCUGUCCUUGUAUAAUUUAUAGGAAGUUAAGAAGGAUGAGGCAGAAACAGAAAAGAUGCUCCUACCGCUCUGCACAUAUUUUUAUACAUUUUGAUAAUUGCGAUGCUUCAGGUGCUUUGUAUUGUAAUCCUUAUAAAUAAAAAAUUAAAUAGACAUUACAUAUCUUGUGUAUAGUUAAGUGGCACCUCCUGCUGCAUUUAACUUCCUCUUUUAGGCCAUUGGAAAGAUAGAUGUCUUCUUGCAUAGGCACAGUGUUUCCUACACACCACAGGAUGGCAGUGAUGGUGUCUUUGGUGAGGUCUGGUGAAGAAAUAACACAGACCUGUAUGACGUAUACCUGUAUGACGCAUAGAGCUUUUAUACUAAACCCGUGGAACCUUUACCUUCCUUAUUAAAUGACAUUGUCUCUCUUUGAAGUGGUAUACCAGGACAGCCCUGUCUCCAAAGUGUUACAAUUGUAUAGGGAGUGGCAAACCUCCAGUCUUAGGGUAAACUACCACAAAGAGACUUAAUAAUAAUCAUUUUCUGAAAGUGGUUUGAUUAUAUGAAGAUAAAGUCUGUAAAGAUUAAUUCUGUGUCACGUUUCGCACACAUCCGACCGCCCAAAAACCUGUUGAACAUGUAACCAAUAAAGAAGAGAAAGAUUGUAAUGUGGAAUGAUGUACAACUGAUGAUGUCAUUAUACAUAUAAUCAUUAAAUAUUCUGAGACCAAAA
This is a messenger RNA of Larimichthys crocea (large yellow croaker), 1224 nucleotides long. It is a transcript of the gene fcer1g, whose product is annotated as Fc epsilon receptor IgFc epsilon receptor Ig. Gene Ontology annotation, cellular component: Fc-epsilon receptor I complex. Gene Ontology annotation, molecular function: IgE receptor activity. Bases 128 to 412 code for a protein of 94 amino acids. The record is from RefSeq and is a predicted model, not a curated record. Gene Ontology annotation, biological process: cell surface receptor signaling pathway. NCBI's taxonomy places the organism in Eukaryota, Metazoa, Chordata, Actinopteri, Sciaenidae. The transcript is spliced from 5 exons.